Messenger RNA from Aspergillus saccharolyticus JOP 1030-1, 2280 nucleotides. RefSeq names its product anoctamin family protein. Lineage: Eukaryota; Fungi; Ascomycota; Eurotiomycetes; Eurotiales; Aspergillaceae. The coding region runs from base 422 to 2056 and encodes 544 amino acids. Gene Ontology annotation, cellular component: cortical endoplasmic reticulum. The record is from RefSeq and is a predicted model, not a curated record. Gene Ontology annotation, biological process: chloride transmembrane transport. The transcript is spliced from 2 exons. Gene Ontology annotation, molecular function: chloride channel activity.
GUCCGUACCUCAGAAUUCGCGAUUGGCUUUAUGGCGUCCGCAACACCGAGCCCGAGCCGGAAUCCUCCGCCGAGCCACAAUCCGAGUCGGAGCGACUGCGCGUCAUUUACCACAUGAUAACAGUACCCAGGGAGGCGGGCGGCGCUGGCAUCACUCCCAAGCACGGAGAAUGGAAGAACGUGGAUUCAAUUUUUCCUUUGCACGACCAGGAGAUGAACAAGCGAUGCAUGAAAGAAUGGAGCCAGAAGACGUUCCUGUCGCCCGAGGAUCUCGAUCAGAUACGGGAUAAAUUUGGUGAGAGUGUGAGUACCUCUUGUAAGCGUGGCGCAAUUGUCCAGAAGCUGACAACCGGUCGAUAAUUCAGGUCGGUUUCUACUUCUCAUUCCUCCAGUCCUACUUCAAGUUCCUUCUGUUUCCAGCCAUGUUUGGGUUUUCUUGCUGGCUUCUGAUCGGAUCGUUCUCAAUCAUCUAUUCCGUGGUCAAUUGUCUCUGGUGCAUUGUGUUUAUCGAAUACUGGAAACGACAGGAGGAGGAUCUGAGCUGUCGGUGGCAGACGAAAGGAGUCUCCGCCGUCCGUGAAAAGCGGCGCGAAUUCAAACCUGAGAAGGAGAUUCGGGAUGAGAGCACUGGAGAGAUCAAGGGCGUGUUUCCGGCAACCACCCGCAUGUGCAGACAGCUGCUCCAGGUUCCUUUCGCUUUGCUGUCGGUUAUUGCUCUGGGAGUCAUUAUCGCGACGUGCUUCGCCAUUGAGAUCUUUAUCUCUGAGAUCUAUAAUGGGCCUCUUAAGUCGUAUCUGAUUUUUAUUCCAACCAUCUUGCUCUCGGCCUUGAUCCCAACGAUGAGUUCAGUCUUGGUAUCGGUCGCUACCAAGCUCAAUGACUACGAGAAUUACGAAACUCAACAAGCCUACCAUGUAGCCUUGACGCAGAAGAUCUUUGUCAUCAACUUCAUCACCUCCUACCUUCCGGUGUUCUUGACGGCUUUUGUUUAUGUACCUUUCGCUAGUCGGAUAGUGCCACACCUUGAUAUUUUUCAGGUGACUGUUCGACCCUUCGUCUCUAAAGAGGACGCCACGACAUCGCGCACUGAAUUCAGUAUGGAUCCAGAUCGCCUGCGCAAGCAAGUCAUCUAUUUCACUGUCACGGCCCAGGUUGUCAGCUUCGCCAUGGAGACUAUCGUCCCUUUUCUUAAGCAGCGUCUCCUCCGCGAGUACAAAGAAUAUCUCCGCAAGAAGAACGGGAAGGUGGAGUCGGAUUCCAGUUCUGAAGAAGAGGAGUCGCCCGAGGCUCUAUUCGACGACCACCCAGAUGAGACUAAGUUCCUGGUCCGUGUCCGCAACGAGGCCGACCUAUCUGACUACGACGUCACCGACGAUCUGCGCGAAAUGUGCAUUCAGUUUGGGUACCUGGCUCUGUUCUCUCCGGUGUGGCCACUGGUUCCUGUAUCUUUCCUGAUCAACAAUUGGGUCGAACUGCGGUCCGACUUUUUCAAGAUCUGCGUGGAGUGCAAGAGACCCUGGCCGCAGCGCGCGGAGACCAUUGGUCCGUGGCUGGAUAGCCUUGGAUUCUUGUCAUGGGUCGGCAGCAUAACCACUGCCGCUCUUGCGUACAUGUUCAGCACCAGUCAUGAAGGCCCUGGAGGCGAGCCAACUACCAUCAAAGGAUGGGCCUUGCUUUUGACCAUCUUCUUCUGCGAGCAUAUUUACCUGAUCGUGCGCUAUGCCGUGCGAGCGGCUAUGGCGAAGCUUGAGCCCGCGAAUGUGCGCAAGGAGAAGACCGAGCGGUACCUUUUGCGGAAGAGGUAUCUCGAAUCCACGUUUGGAGCCAGAAGUAGCGACGACGAGAUCGACGUCGACGAGAAGGAGGACAAAUCAGAGAAGCUCUCCCAGCUGACUCGCGAUACACUCGAGGACGACGCUCGUUCAUGGGCAACGCAUGACACGGAUCCCGCUGAGCGCUUCUGGAUGCGGCAGAAGGGGUGGAGAGAAGCCUCCCAGGUCGGUGCAACAAUAAUCAGAACGCUCAAGAAGGACGCGAAUGCAAAGAAGCAGCAAUAAAUCGUUGAGGUGCUUCUUCUUGGUUCAUCUCGAUUGCAUGCUAGGUUUUUUUGCGCUGUUUGCAGCGAGAACUUGUUUAUAUUCAAGACGACGACGUAUCGGGUUGCAGUUGUCUCGCUUUGAGGACGAGGGCAGGGUUAUCUCACGAUCGGUUAUAUUCUGUACAUAGUUAUAUGCUCGGCAAAGUGAUUCAUGCUCAGAUUAGUAGCAUCCUUCGACCACCU